This is a messenger RNA of Tricharina praecox, 2966 nucleotides long. Its product is annotated as histidine biosynthesis trifunctional protein. The record is from RefSeq and is a predicted model, not a curated record. Gene Ontology annotation, molecular function: phosphoribosyl-AMP cyclohydrolase activity; histidinol dehydrogenase activity; NAD binding. NCBI's taxonomy places the organism in Eukaryota, Fungi, Ascomycota, Pezizomycetes, Pezizales, Pyronemataceae. Gene Ontology annotation, biological process: L-histidine biosynthetic process. The coding region runs from base 211 to 2799 and encodes 862 amino acids. Gene Ontology annotation, cellular component: cytoplasm. The transcript is spliced from 3 exons.
CUAGCAUCGAAAUGUAAUUUUGGCUUUGGCUUGCUUAGUGCUGGUACCCCCACUAAAGCAAAGUAGAACCCCGCCAUCAUCAAGCAAACCUAUCCUUGGAAGCGUUUUUGCAGUGACUCGGCCGACUCUUCCAUUCUCUCUCGACAUAUUUCCCUCCUCCUCCUCGGUCAUUGACCACUAGAGCAACUUCUUCCUGACACCACAUUCACCAUGGCACUCCCACUUCUAGCCGGCAUUGACAUCUCGCAGCAGCCCUCUACUGGCCUCUCAGCCAACGACCUUUCGCGACUAGGCAAUGUAUACCUCGAUGCCACUCCCGAGAACGUCGACGAUACCAUAUCCUACAUCUUCUCGCACUUCCGUUCAUACUCGAUAUCCGUCAACGUCACCACUCUUCCCGACAAUGCGCAGGUCACCUCGUUGUUGGAUGCCGGUGCCGCGAGAGUUUUCGUUUCCCACAGACAGCUAGAGACGAUCCAGGGCUCCGUUGACGACACUCGCCUGGUCCUCUUGCUCGAGCCCGAUGUUCAAAACAAAGAGAAGAUCAUUGACGCCAUCGCCAACACCUCGGUCGGAGUCUACGCGCACCAGAUCGAGGACAUUGACUUCAUUACUGGCUGGCUGCGGGAGUACGGAACGGGCGACAGACCCCCCGUUUUCGUGUCGUUCCGAGCUCCGGUCACCAUCGAGACCGCCGUGGCAGUAGGCAAACUCGCCGCUACACCGAUCAUCCCGCAGGAGGCUUUGACGACCGAUCCCGAGAAGAACCCCGAGCUGCUCUCGGUGGCAGAGAUCUUCAUGGCCGGUGUUACUUCCGACAGACCGGAUAAGCUCAUCGCCACGGUGGUUGUGGAUGAACAAGGUGUUGCUCUUGGCUUCGUCUAUUCUUCCGUCGAAUCCGUCAAGGAAAGUCUGCGGACGGGAACUGGAGUGUACCAGAGCCGCAAGAGGGGCCUCUGGUACAAGGGUGCUACGAGCGGCGCAGUUCAGGAGCUCGUCAAAAUCGACAGUGACUGCGACCAAGAUUGCUUGAGAUUCUUCGUGAGGCAGAAGGGCGCUGGCUUCUGCCACCUUGAAACCGCUACAUGCUUCGGCCAGUACACUGGUCUUCCCAAGCUGCAGCAGAUACUGCAGGCCAGGAAGGAAUCGGCGCCGGCGGGAUCUUACACUGCCAGACUCUUUUCGGAUCCGGCGCUUCUUCGGGCAAAGAUUAUGGAGGAGGCAGAGGAACUUUGCGACGCCACUGAAAAGCAGGAUAUUGCCUUUGAGGCGGCUGACCUGAUUUACUUUGCUCUCGCAAAGUGCAUAGCCGCUGGCGUGUCACUGACGGAUGUCGAGCGCAGUCUUGACGCGAAGAGCCUGAAGGUAAAGAGGCGGAAGGGUGACGCUAAAGGCAAGUGGGCCGAGAAAGAGGGACUGCCUGCAACUCCAUCUCAGCCUGUGAAAGCACCUGAGCCAGUGAAGAUCGAUGGCAGAAUUGAGAUGAGGCGCUUUGACGCAACUACUGCGACUCCCAAAGAACUCGAAGAUACCCUCCGUCGUCCUGCACAGAAGAACAUGGACAUCAUGGGAAUAGUCACACCUAUUAUCAACGAGGUCCGGACACGCGGAGACGCUGCUUUGAUUGAGUAUGCCGCCAAAUUCGACAGGGCAGUAGGUCUCAAGUCGGCCGUCAUCAAGGCGCCUUACCCAGCAGAGCUCAUGCAACUUGACGAGGAAACCAUCAAGGCGAUUGACAUUUCCUUUGAGAACAUCCGGAAGUUCCACGAGGGGCAGAAGGAGGAUAAGCCCCUUGUCGUCGAGACCAUGCCUGGUGUCAAAUGCUCGCGCUUCGUGAGAGCAAUCGAGCGUGUUGGAUGUUACAUCCCGGGUGGCACUGCAGUGCUCCCUUCCACAGCGUUGAUGCUCGGUGUCCCAGCACUCGUCGCCGGCUGCAAGCAGAUCGUGUUCGCCUCGCCACCCCGGCCCGACGGAACUUGCACUCCCGAGAUUGUCUAUGUCGCCCACAAAGUUGGUGCGGAUGCAAUCGUGCUUGCAGGAGGCGCACAGGCCGUUGCUGCACUGGCAUACGGAACCGAGAGCGUCCCCAAGGUGGACAAGAUCCUCGGUCCUGGAAACCAAUUCGUCACUGCCGGCAAGAUGUUUGUUAGCAACGACACCAGUGCUGGUGUGAGCAUCGACAUGCCCGCCGGUCCUUCCGAAGUUCUGGUUGUCGCAGACUCGGAUGCCAAACCGGCGUUUGUCGCGUCAGACCUGCUCUCGCAGGCAGAGCACGGAGUCGACUCGCAGGUCAUCUUGAUCGCUGUGGAUCUGACCGAAGAACAGCUGAAGGCGAUCGAAGACGAGGUCCACGAUCAGGCGAUGAAGCUGCCCCGCGUGGAUAUCGUCCGAGGCGCAAUUGCCCACUCUGUUACGCUGCAAGCAAAGACAAUCGAGGAGGCGAUCCGGUUGAGCAAUGUGUACGCGCCAGAGCAUCUUAUCCUGCAGGUCCGCGAGGCCAGCAAGAUUGUCGACUUGGUUGAGCACGCAGGAAGUAUCUUUGUUGGCGCGUGGACUCCAGAAAGUGUUGGUGACUACAGUGCCGGUGUCAAUCACUCGUUGCCUACUUACGGAUACGCCCGGCAAUACUCUGGUGUCAACCUGGGAACGUACAUCAAGCACGUUACAUCGUCGGAGCUGACGGAGGAGGGCCUCAGGAAUGUGGGUGCGGCCGUGAUGCAGUUGGCGAAGGUUGAGGAGCUGGAGGCCCACAGACGUGCGGUCGAGAUCAGGCUCGAGUACGCUGACAGCAAAAAAUAAGCGGCUGGUUGAAGUUGUGGAUUUAUGACUGCUAUGUAGACUUUUUCUUCUUGUUUUGCGGAUAUAUUGGUUCCCUUGCAUUUCUGGGGUACAUUGUAUGGAAGUUGUUGCUGUGCGACCUCGGUGUUGACAUGCCUCCUGGCGGCGAUAAACAUAGUUAUUUUCAC